Molecule: messenger RNA, 270 nt
Organism: Rhinolophus ferrumequinum (greater horseshoe bat)
Lineage: Eukaryota; Metazoa; Chordata; Mammalia; Chiroptera; Rhinolophidae
Gene: WFDC9
Product: WAP four-disulfide core domain 9
Exons: 3
Coding region: 1-270 (89 amino acids)
Source: RefSeq, a predicted model, not a curated record
AUGAAGCCCUGGGGUCUCCUACUCAUCAUCCUCAUCUGUGGGCUUGCGAUGCUUCUGCCUGUGCUAGGAGGAAUCAAGAAAAAAAAUUUAUCCGAAGAAAGAAAAAUUGAACAGUGCUGGGUACAGCCUAUGUUAAAGUAUUGUGCGAAAAAGUGUGAUAAAUCACAAGAAUGUGCAUAUCUGAAUCAUACAUGCUGCUGGACCUUCUGUGGAAACAUCUGCUUGGACAAUGAAGAACCCUUUAAAUCCAUGCUAAACACGAGUUUAUAG